Messenger RNA from Physeter macrocephalus (sperm whale), 3376 nucleotides. RefSeq names its product UDP-GlcNAc:betaGal beta-1,3-N-acetylglucosaminyltransferase 4 (gene B3GNT4). Gene Ontology annotation, molecular function: N-acetyllactosaminide beta-1,3-N-acetylglucosaminyltransferase activity. Gene Ontology annotation, cellular component: Golgi membrane. The coding region runs from base 2268 to 3341 and encodes 357 amino acids. The record is from RefSeq and is a predicted model, not a curated record. NCBI's taxonomy places the organism in Eukaryota, Metazoa, Chordata, Mammalia, Artiodactyla, Physeteridae. The transcript is spliced from 2 exons.
CCUGGGGCGCUUGCUCCGGAGUCCCCGACGGGCAGCACCGCUCGCUGUGCUCAGGCCCGGAGAGGUGUCCCCCGCGGGGCUCUGGUCCUUUUGCUCUGGCGACCCCACGGGCCUCUGCGCCUCCACAAGAGCCCUUUAGAGGCUGUUGUGUCGAGGGAAUGAACCAGCCCUUGACCCUUUCCCUCAUCACAGCGUGAUGGGUCACCGAGCCCUGUGAGGACCCCAGAAGCAAUUUCAGACCCUUAGGGCUCGGCACCCACUUGGAGGGGGGCGUGCACUCGCUGAAGCCCGUGCCGGUUAAGGACCAGGCUUGGGGGCUCACAGAGCGGAGGGAGGCUUACGCUUAGCAGGUGCUGAAUGGGAGUCCCAAGCAGGUGUGUGGAGUGGGGAGCAGAGGAGCGGCCGCCGCCACUGCGGUGGGGAGCUGCGGGUUAGUUCCCGCAGUGAAGCGCCUGGGGGAGUGGGUGCAUUGGGAGCGCUGUGGACACAGGGGAAAUCAGGUCCACAGCGCAUCUCAGCCUGGGCCUCUGAAACGCGCAAGUCAAAACCAAACAGCUGGCCUUGCACCCUUCUCGGUAAGUGGCACCACCAACCCGCCCCCCGCUCUUGCCCCUCCCCGGGUGCCCUCGCCCACAGCAGGCGUAGCUCCCACACCUGAAAUCCAUUUUCCACGCCUGAAAUCCAUCUGGUUUUCACGUGCUCCACGGCCUCGCUCUAGUCUCAGCUGCGGCUGCUUACUGACUAAUGCAAGAGUUUGCUCGCUGGUCUCCUGUUACCCCUUUUGCGCGUCCCCAAUCCGUCAUCUAAGCAGCAGCAGUAGUGACCUUCCAAACAAUGUAAAUUCUUUAACUGCCUCUGUUAAAUCCUCCGACGUAUCUCCGUGGUGCUUACAAUAAUAAAACACAAGCUCUUUCCCCAUGGAUCUUGCAUGUGACCCUCCUCAGGCUACUGCUCCCGCUUCACCACCUGACACUUUCCUCCUUGUUCUUUCCGGCCCAGCCACGCUGCACACCUGUCCUGCUUCAGGAGCUCUGCACCUAACUAUUGCCUCUGCCCGGCCCACCCCCCACUCUCCCCCCCGCCAGGUCUUUAUGUGGUUUGGUCCCUUACUUUGUUCAGUUCUUGCUCAAAUGUUCUUUUUCAGGGAGGGCUUUCUAAACUACCGUGGGCCAAAAGAGCCUUUCCGGUCACUCUAUUCCAUCACGCUGCUUUCAUUUCUUCUCCGCACUCCUUGAAGUUCGUACUGGUUUCUUGGUCUCUUUGUGAGGGCUGGGACCUGUCUGUCUUGCCUGCCACUGCAUCCCUGGCAGCUAGAAGAGAUGCUUUUGUGGCAGCGGCGGCAGGGACGACCGGGAUGAGGCUCAUGCGGGUAGGCCGGACCGAGGUGAUGGCCGGCUGGACCGGGACACGGCAGGGGGAGGUGACGAGGAGGGGACUGAUGCUUGGCUACUGUGGCUCUUGGGCAGGUUACUGUACUAAGUUACCAUUUCUCAGCUUUCUCUUUGUAUUGCUGGGAGACUUGCCGAGAAAAAACCAGAACUCAAUCAGCGGUAGAACUGGUGAGGGGUGGCCGCAGGGGAGCCAUCCUGGUACAAGUCUGUGGCUUUCCUAUUUGCUUUCAUGCUCUUCCUGUGCGUGUUGUUUUUUGUUUUUUUCCUAAAGCUCCAUUUAAACGACUCCCCAGGAAACCCAAACUACUUCAGGCAAACCUUGUACCAGUAUGUGUUGUACCCCUCCCAAACCUUGCACCAGGAUGUGUUAAAUGGGUGUGUUCUGUUGUGGCUUCCGCCACCUGCUGCUGCCCGGCAGUGGUUUCCUCUCCCUGGAGGAGCAAACUCCCUGAGGGCGGUGCCAGGGGCUGUCAUCUCUGAGACGUGAGACGCAGGGCCUGCCACCACUCUAGACUUUUUUUUUGGGAAAUAAGCUGUGCCAUUUUCACUAAAGCUCAUUAGGUACUUGAGUUUCGUGGGAAAUGCUGAAAACACUUGUGGUGCCUCAGUUUUAAAGUGGCUGCAAGUCCUUUUGGAGAAAAAGUUGACCCAAGCGUCCCCUAAUGACAGCGGAAGGGAAGCGAGGGCUGGCAUAGCAGGUGUGCUCGGUCUGUCCUCUGGGAGAGGGACCCCGGAGAGAGCCGGAGGGCACGCUGAAGAAGAUAAAUAGAAGGACCUAGCUGCUGGGCCGUGGGUUGCUCUCGGGACCGGGGAGGUGGAGGCCGGGCCAGGGCCGGGGGCAGUCCGCUCAUCGGCUCUCUCCUUGCAGGCCCUGCCAUGUUCCGCAGGGUAGGCUGGCUGGUCCUGUACAGCCUUGCCGCGCUGCUGCUCAGCUGCCUGUUCUUCCUGAAGGAGGCGGCCCACCCAGCGGGGGGCCCCAUGGCCCGACAGCCCUUCUGGGCUCCCCCAGGGCCCCGGCGCAGCCAGUGUCCACCCAACCACACGGUGGCCAAUGCCUCCCUGUUCCUGCCUAACCGUCACCGCCUCUUCUUGACCUAUCGCCACUGCCGCAACUUCUCCAUCUUGCUGGAGCCUUCGGGCUGUGCCGAGGACACCUUUCUGCUCCUGGCCAUCAAGUCGCAGCCUGGCCACGUGGAACGGCGUGCGGCCAUCCGCAGCACGUGGGGCCGGGCAGGAAGCUGGGCUAAGGGCCGGCAGCUGAAGCUGGUGUUCCUCCUGGGGGUGGCAGGAUCUGCGCCCCCAGCCCAGCUGCUGGCCUACGAGAGUCGGGAGUUUGAUGAUAUCCUACAGUGGGACUUCGCUGAGGACUUUUUCAACCUGACACUCAAGGAGCUGCACUUGCAGCGCUGGGUGGCAGCUGUCUGUUCCCAGGCCCAUUUCAUGCUAAAGGGAGAUGACGAUGUCUUUGUCCAUGUCCCCAAUGUGCUGGAGUUCCUGGAUGGCUGGGACCCAGCCCAGGACCUACUGGUGGGAGAUGUCAUCCGCCAGGCCCUGCCCAACAGGAACACCAAGGUCAAAUAUUUCAUCCCACCCUCCAUGUAUAGGGCCCGCCACUACCCACCCUAUGCUGGGGGUGGAGGGUACGUCAUGUCCAGAGCCACUGUGCGGCACCUGCACGCAGCCGUGGAAGAGGCUGAACUCUUCCCCAUUGAUGACGUCUUCGUGGGGAUGUGCCUGAAAAAGCUGGGGGUGAGCCCCAUGCACCAUGCUGGCUUCAAGACAUUUGGAAUACGGCGACCCCUGGACCCUCUGGACCCCUGCCUGUACAGAGGGCUCCUUCUGGUGCACCGCCUCAGCCCCCUGGAGAUGUGGACCAUGUGGGCACUGGUAACAGAUGAGGGGCUCAAGUGUGCAGCUGCUCCCUUGUCCCAGCUUCGAGGGAUACAAUAGAGACACUCCAAGGAAAGAAGGAAACGAGAAGUGUG